Xenopus laevis (African clawed frog) is the source of this 2002-nucleotide messenger RNA. It is a transcript of the gene ccz1b.L, whose product is annotated as CCZ1 homolog B, vacuolar protein trafficking and biogenesis associated L homeolog. The coding region runs from base 278 to 1693 and encodes 471 amino acids. The record is from RefSeq and is a predicted model, not a curated record. Gene Ontology annotation, cellular component: Mon1-Ccz1 complex. The transcript is spliced from 17 exons. Gene Ontology annotation, biological process: vesicle-mediated transport. NCBI's taxonomy places the organism in Eukaryota, Metazoa, Chordata, Amphibia, Anura, Pipidae.
UGACGUCAUAGUCUCGCGAGGAUUUGUGACGUCGGGAAUCCGGAAGAAUACGAGGAAUUGGAGAUUAGCGGCUGCGGGGAACGUUCAAACAGCGAUCCGAUAUUGCCGGCUACGUUAAAUCGUAAAAUCGGGGCUGUCCCGCAUAAAGCGGGAUUUUUGGGCGGUACGAAAUAGGAAAGGAGAUCUCUAAGCUAUAUGCCAUGACCGAUAACACAGAAAUACUGUCAACAAGUUCAUAUACUGACCAGCAUUUCUGAAUCCACAUAGCAAACGCAGGAUGGCAUUUGCAGGCCAAGAUAAACGGUAUGCUCCAUCCUUACUAAGUUUCUUCAUAUAUAAUCCAAAGUUUGGUCCAAGAGAAGGAGAAGAAGAAAAAAAGAUUCUCUUUUACCACCCGAACGAAGUAGAAAAAAAUGAAAAAAUUAGAAAUGUCGGCUUAUGUGAAGCAAUUGUGCAGUUUACCAGAACCUUCAAUCCAACAAAACCUGCUAAAUCUUUACAUACUCAAAAAAACAGACAGUUCUUCCAUGAGCCAGAAGAGGGGUUUUGGAUGGUUAUGGUGGUGAAAAAUCCAGUCGCAGAGAAGCAAAAGGAAGGCAAAACAGUGUUGGAAUACCAAGAAGAUGAGUUAUUAGAUAAAGUUUACUCCUCAGUGCUGCAACAGUGUUACAGAAUGUUCAAGCUGUUUAAUGGCACCUUCAGCAGGGCAAUGGAAGUUGGGCAGGUAGAGCUGCUAAAGGACAGGCUGGAGAAGUUCUUUCAUCGGUAUUUGCAGACGUUACAUUUGCAUUCCUGUGACCUCCUCGAUGUCUUUGGCGGCAUCAGCUUCUUUCCAUUGGAUAAGAUGACGUACCUUAAAAUCCAAUCAUUUAUCAACAGAAUAGAAGAGAGUCUUAACAUAGUGAAAUACACCGCUUUUUUAUACAACGACCAGCUUAUAUGGAGCGGUUUAGAACAAGAAGAUAUGAGAAUUCUGUAUAAAUACCUCACUACUACACUGUUCCCUAGGUAUACAGAACCUGAGCUAGCUGGUAGAGAUUCACCCAUUCGACCUGAAAUGCCAGGGAAUUUACAGCAUUAUGGAAGGUUUCUCACUGGACCCUUGAAUCUCAGUGAUCCUGAAGUCAAAUUUAGGUUUCCAAAAAUCUUUGUGAACACAGAGGACUCUUGUGAGGAACUUCAUCUGAUUGUUUACAAGGCUAUGAGUGCAUCUGUGUGCUUCAUGAUUGACGCGUCUGUGCAGCUAACAGUGGAUUUCUGUCGAAAACUCGACAGCCUUGUUGGACCUCAGCUUACAGUGUUGGCGUCCGAUAUAUGUGAGCAAUACAAUAUCAACCGACGGACAUCGGGGUCUGAAAAGGAACCACAAUUUAAAUUUAUUUAUUUCAACCAUAUGAAUCUAGCAGAGAAAAGUACAAUCCACCUGCGAAAAACACCAAAUAUGUCACUGACCUCUGUGCAACCAGAACUAAUGAAGAUUCUAGGAGACAUAAACAGCGAUUUUACAAGGGUGGAUGAAGAUGAAGAGAUCAUAGUAAAAGCUAUGAGCGAUUACUGGGUUGUAGGUAAAAAGUCUGACCAGCGAGAAUUAUACGUCAUAUUGAACCAGAAAAACUCCAAUCUCAUUGAAGUAAAUGAAGAAAUCAAGAAACUCUGUGCGACCCAGUUCAGUAAUAUAUUUUUCCUGGAUUAACAUGCACACGUUCAGCAGCAGCAGGUUGGCCCGCAGCAUUUCCCAAAAUGGCCCGCAGCAGCCUUUUUGUGUUCCAUGGACAGAAUAUCAGUCAUAUUAUUGACUGGAAUGACUGUUGUAAGGCAAUACUUGCCUUGUAAGACUCGCAUUUCUAUCCGUAGGUUCAACGAGCAGACCGUUUUUAGUUUUUAAUUAUUUAUGUGAACUCUCGCAGAGGUCUCCACGCUAAAAUGGCUGUACCAUUUCAUUUCUGUUACUUUAAUAUAUGACUGGAAAGAAUAAAUCCACUAACCAUUGUUAUACUUUUAA